AUGUGUCCAAUAACAAUGGGGAGUUCCGUAGCCGCAAGGUUACAGAGUCUGCUUUGGGUUUGCUUCCGGCUGGCAGAACUAGCCAUGAAAACGCACAUAGCUAAAUGUAUAAUAUCAGUAACAUUGCUGCUAAGCCUGGCAGCAAAUCUUGCUGCUGGGCGAAUAGCAUUUGAAAAAUUAACGGAUUACGACUUUCAAGGCACAACAUACUAUAGCGUAAAAAAUCUUUCUUUGUAUGAAUGCCAAGGAUGGUGCCGAGAGGAACCAGAUUGUCAGGCUGCAGCAUUCAGUUUUGUCGUCAACCCGCUAACUCCAGCCCAAGAGACUUUGUGUCAACUUCAAAAUGUGACCGCUGCCAAUAAUCCAGCCAGCACACCACAGCGAUCAUCUAGUAUGUACUAUAUGGUUAAGCUACAGUUGCGUUCAGAUAACGCCUGCCAACGGCCCUGGAACUUCGAACGCCUUCCUAAUAAGAUGAUCCGAGGUCUAGACAAUGCUCUAAUAUAUACUAGUACAAAAGAAGCUUGUCUGUCAGCCUGCCUGAAUGAAAAAAGAUUCAUUUGCCGUUCUGUAGAAUACGACUAUAACAAUAUGAAAUGUGUUCUCAGUGAUUCCGAUCGAAGAACCACAGGACAAAUUGUUCAAUUAGUGGAUGCACAAGGUGUUGAUUAUUUCGAAAACCUUUGCUUGAAACCGGGCCAAGCAUGCAAAUUUACCAGACUGUUCCAGCUCCCGCGAACUGGAGUUUCGGAGGACAAGGUUUCUCAGUAUGUCGGAUUACACUACUACACUGACAAGGAACUACAAGUUACUUCAGACGCAGCUUGCAAACUCGCGUGUGAAAUUGAAACAGAGUUUUUGUGUCGUUCUGUUCUAUACAUGGGAAGCCCAUCAGGAUCACAAUACAACUGCCGCCUGUAUCACCUUGAUCACAAGUCACUGCCUGAUGGACCAUCAACAUAUUUGAACGGAGAGCGCCCGCUAAUCGAUAUCGGAGAACCGUCUGGAGUAUAUUACGAAAACAUGUGUGAAAAGGCAUCUCAAGGAGACACAACAUUACCAGUAGUAUUCGAUGCAGUGCAGGAUGAAGGAAUAAAUAAUUUAACGCGAAAUGAUGCAAACUGUGAUAAGACUGGAACUUGCUACGAUGUAUCUGUACAUUGCAAGGACACAAGAAUUGCUGUUCAAGUGAGAACAAAUAAACCAUUCAACGGUAGAAUCUACGCUUUAGGGCGAUCCGAAACCUGUAACAUCGAUGUGAUUAAUUCCGAUUCCUUUAGACUUGAUUUAACUAUGGGUGGACAAGAUUGUAACACACAGAGUGCUACUGGUAUCUACAGUAAUACAGUUGUAUUGCAACAUCAUUCGGUAGUUAUGACAAAGGCGGAUAAAAUUUACAAAGUAAAAUGUACCUACGACAUGAGUUCAAAGAAUAUUUCAUUCGGAAUGCUGCCAAUUCGUGAUCCUGAGAUGAUACACAUUAACUCUUCUCCAGAAGCACCACCACCAAGGAUUCGCAUUUUAGAUGCAAGAAGUCGCGAAGUGGAAACAGUUCGUAUCGGAGAUCGAUUAACAUUCCGAAUUGAAAUUCCAGAGGAUACUCCAUAUGGUAUCUUUGCUCGAUCAUGUGUCGCUAUGGCAAAGGAUUCAAAAAGUACCUUCCAAAUCAUCGAUGACGACGGAUGCCCAGUCGAUCCAAGCAUAUUUCCCGCAUUCACCCAAGAUGGAAACGCAUUACAGUCAAUAUAUGAGGCAUUCAGAUUUACAGAAAGCUAUGGUGUAAUUUUCCAGUGCAACGUCAAAUAUUGUCUAGGCCCUUGUGAACCGGCUGUUUGUGAAUGGGGACGAGAUUCUGUAGAGUCUUGGGGCAGAAAGCGACGUUCGCUGACAAGGAAUGAGACAGGAGCUGGUGAAGAAGAGGAGGAAGAUAUGAAUAUUUCCCAAGAAAUUCUAGUUCUCGAUUUUGGUGACGAAAAAAACCGAGACUUUUUACGAAGUGAAGCUAGCACAGAAUACGGAAAAGAUAAAACAGUGACUAUCAUCGAACCAUGUCCCACAAAGACAUCAGUGCUAGCCCUUGCAGUUACAUGUUCUUUGAUGGUACUGGUAUAUUUAUCUACGUUAUUCUGUUAUUACAUGAAAAAAUGGAUCCAACCACAUAAAAUAAUGGCUUAAAUCAAUCGGACAGAUCAAGGCGGUACUCUACUAGCGAUAGGAUUAUUAUUUAUUGUGCUGUAUUAGCUUAAUUAGAAUAACUACUCUCCUAUGAACUGUUACAAGAUUGGGAGUCUUCCUAAUCUUGAAAGGAGUAAUGCCAACAAAACAAUUAAAAUUGUAUAUGUAGGAACUAGCUGUUUUAACAGUAAACAAUUCAACAUCUUUAAAUCACUAUAGAGAAUAAGUAUUUAUUUAUUUAAAGACGGUGAUCGAGUAUUCUGAUGUUGUUAUGAUUUUGGAUAGUGAAUCAAGGUGUAGUUCUAAAACAAACAAAAUGCAAAAGGCUAAACAGUACAUCUGUCUUAUCGACGGUAAACAUUAGACAUUUUUAUGCGCAUGGAUUCGGAUUACCAUAUGCAGUAUUAAAAUCAUUAAAGUUUCUAAUUGGAUUUUAAUUUCGAGCUCUCUGAUGAAAAAAGGGUUAUGUUUUUUGCCUCAAGUAUUGCUUUUUUAAGUAACAAGGUAUACUUCACAAUUGUCUUAAUUUUUCUACUGUAUCUGGUAUUGAAACAAACAAAGAUAGGGCAACACAUUAUUCAACCGAGUCAUCAUCGUUCAUCAGAAAGAUCACACUUUCUAUUGGGUUACAGAUUGUUGAUUAAAUUAUCAUGAUAGCUAAUUUGCUUCUUCGUAUUAUUGAAAUUUGAACAAUCGUACAAAAUAGUCAGAACCUUUUUAGACAAAGAAGCUUUUGAAUUCAAUAAUCGUUAACCUAUAUAGAGACUGCGAUAACUAGGUUAGUAAUUUAUUUUAAAAUACAUCCAAUCUAAAUUAUUAUUGUGUAGAUGAAUUAGGUGCGUUGAAUGCAGUGUCUUUCUAUGCUAUCGUAUGUUUUGUUCAUACUUGAUUUUACAUUCCAAACGUUGUUUUUUAUCUAUUGACUGACUUUAUAAACAUUUACGUAAUUUGUAAUUCGGAUUUUUGAAGGAUAUGAACGGCGCUAUCUAUGUAAUCAUUCAUCGUCUGAAAUUAUGUUCAGAUAUCGGUAUUUUUAAAGUAUCAUUUCGAUAGCAUGCGUUUGAACUGUAUUCAUAUACUUUCAUACAUAAAAACAUUCUUUCAUCAGAUUAUCUCAACUCUGUUGUUCAAAUAUUUUAACAAAUGAUCAUCUAAUCAUUUAUUCGAGUGUGGUGAAUGACAGGCAUGAAUCUUCAUACAAUUUAAAACAAGUUUAAUUCGACACUUUCUAUGUCUGAUGCAAACAUGACUUGUAUGCACUAUUGAUGUUUUAUAUCUGCCAUCCCUCAAUACUCUUUUUCAUGUAACAAUUAUUUAUGUUUCCUGGUACUAAUAAAAAAUUUUAUGCAAAAUUA
Molecule: messenger RNA, 3530 nt
Organism: Wyeomyia smithii (pitcher-plant mosquito)
Lineage: Eukaryota; Metazoa; Arthropoda; Insecta; Diptera; Culicidae
Gene: tyn
Exons: 9
Coding region: 1-2175 (724 amino acids)
Source: RefSeq, a predicted model, not a curated record